Messenger RNA from Triplophysa rosa, 3566 nucleotides. RefSeq names its product glucosidase II alpha subunit b (gene ganabb). Gene Ontology annotation, cellular component: glucosidase II complex. NCBI's taxonomy places the organism in Eukaryota, Metazoa, Chordata, Actinopteri, Cypriniformes, Nemacheilidae. Gene Ontology annotation, biological process: carbohydrate metabolic process; N-glycan processing. The transcript is spliced from 24 exons. The coding region runs from base 186 to 3086 and encodes 966 amino acids. Gene Ontology annotation, molecular function: glucan 1,3-alpha-glucosidase activity; carbohydrate binding. The record is from RefSeq and is a predicted model, not a curated record.
CCGGGUGGCUGGGUUUUGACUAGAAGGGAUACAGCUACCUCCAAUGGGCAUGAGCACUUCAAUACCGCAUAAUUUUUGAAACGCUGAAAACAGUUGAGUUGAUUAAUAUUUUUUUUAUUAUUGUAAGGGUAGGUUUAGGGUUGGGGUUGGUGUAGGCGUUAGCUAAUGUAAUUUAUUGUAAUUAUAUGGCGAGAUUUUGCACAACUUCCGGUGUAAUCGGCCGUAGCUGUAUCCCUUCUAGCAACAACCGGGAGGCUGGGCUUGACGCUGCGUCCAAGAUGGCGGUUAUCUCCAUUGAAAGGAUGGGGCUGCUGUCUGUGGUCUGUAUGUCUCUGCUUUUUAGCAGUGCUUUUGCUGUGGACCGGGGAAACUUUAAAACAUGUGAUCAGAGUGCUUUUUGCAAACGUCAACGGGCGCUCAAACCGGGCCAGUCCCCGUACCGGGCUCUUUUGGACACUUUGGAGCUUAGUGACUCCAGAAUGACUCUCCAGCUCAUCAAUGACAACAACAAGGUGCAUUUGUUGCUGGAGCUCUACAGGCUCCAGGGGAACAUGACGCGGGUGAAGAUAAAUGAGCUGAAACCUCUGAAGCCUCGCUUUGAGGUGCCAGACGUGCUCAUAGCAGACCCCCCUACUGAGCCUCUCUCAGUGUUGUCUAAGGAUGAAAACGGUGUCGUGUUGUCUCUGGGAGCAGAGAGCCAGAGGUUGAUUGUCAGUGCACGUCCCUUCAGGCUGGACAUUAUGGAGGGACCUGAAGUGCUCUUGUCCCUCAACUCUCAUGGCCUGCUGGCCUUUGAACACCUGCGGCUGCGCAAGGACACGCAAGCACAACCUGAUGGUGCAGAAGUGAAAGACAAUGUAGAUGAGGCUCAACAGCAAGAGGAAGGAGACAAGGAGGAAGAGGGAGAGCGUGAUAAAGAGGAAUCCGGCCUGUGGGAGGAAACAUUUAAAUCUCACACAGAUACUAAACCAAAUGGCCCCACAUCCAUAAGUUUAGACUUUUCCUUGCCUGGCGUAGAACAUGUAUAUGGAAUUCCAGAGCAUGCUGACAGCCUAAAACUAAAGACUACAGACGGUGGUGACCCAUAUAGGCUAUAUAACCUAGAUGUGUUUCAGUAUGAGCUCUAUAAUCCAAUGGCCUUAUAUGGAUCAGUGCCUGUCAUGCUGGCCCAUAAUGCACAGAGAACUAUGGGUAUUUUCUGGCUUAAUGCAGCUGAGACAUGGGUAGACAUUAGCUCUAACACAGCUGGAAAGACUGUUUUUGGUAAGAUGCUAGACUUCGUUCAAGGCUCCAGCGAGACGCCACAGACUGACAUUCGCUGGAUCUCUGAGAGUGGCAUCAUCGACGUCUUCAUCAUGCUUGGUCCUAAACCUGCAGAUGUCUUCUCACAAUACGCUUCCCUCACAGGCACCCAGUCUUUUCCUCCCCUUGCCAGUCUGGCCUAUCACCAGUGCCGCUGGAAUUAUAAUGACCAGGAUGAUGUGUGCUCAGUGGACCAGGGCUUUGACCAGCAUGACAUCCCAUAUGACUUCAUAUGGCUUGACAUCGAGCAUACUGAUGGCAAGAGAUACUUCACCUGGGACCCCCACAAGUUCUCUCAGCCUAAAGAAAUGCUACAGGGGAUAUCGGACAAGAAACGGAAGAUGGUGGCUAUAGUAGACCCCCACAUCAAAGUUGAUAGUGGCUACAAAAUCCACAAUGAGAUUACAUCUAAAGACUUUUACACUAAAAACAAAGAAGGUGGGAAUUAUGAAGGCUGGUGCUGGCCAGGAAACUCUGGUUACCCAGACUUCACAAAUCCAGAGAUGCAAGCCUGGUGGGCCAGUAUGUUUGCCUAUGAUCAGUAUGAGGGCUCGAUGGAGAACCUCUUUACUUGGAAUGACAUGAAUGAGCCUUCUGUGUUCAAUGGCCCUGAGGUUACCAUGCACAAAGAUGCUCUCCAUGGAACAUGGGAACACAGAGACAUACACAAUCUCUAUGGACUAUAUGUGCACAUGGCUACUGUCGAGGGUCAGAUUCAGCGAUCUGGUGGAGUUGAGAGGCCGUUUGUGCUGACCAGAGCUUUCUUUGCUGGCUCUCAGAGAUAUGGUGCUAUCUGGACUGGUGAUAAUGCAGCUGAAUGGGACCAUCUCAAGAUUUCUAUUCCCAUGUGUCUCAGCCUUGGACUCGUUGGCAUCUCUUUUUGUGGAGCUGAUGUCGGUGGCUUUUUUAAGCAUCCCAGCACUGAGCUGUUGGUUCGCUGGUACCAGACAGGUGCGUAUCAGCCGUUCUUCCGCGCUCACGCCCAUCUUGACACACCACGCAGGGAACCUUGGCUCUUUGGCCCAGAAAACACGGCUCUCAUCCGAGAGGCAAUUCGUCAGCGUUAUGCCCUACUGCCAUACUGGUACCAGCUCUUCUACCAUGCGCACACAACUGGAAUGCCAGUUAUGAGACCACUGUGGGUUGAGUAUCCCAUGGACACUGCUACUUUUACCAUUGAUGAUCAGUUCCUUCUUGGGAGAGAUUUGUUGGUUCACCCAGUCACAGAGGAAGGGGCUCGUGGAGUUACAGCCUACCUGCCUGGAGCUGGAGAAGUUUGGUACGAUGUGCACACUUUCCAGAAGCACAGCGGUGCACAAAAUCUGUACAUACCAGUUACUCUUAGCUCUAUUCCAGUGUUCCAGCGUGGUGGUUCUAUCAUUCCUAAGAAGGAAAGAGUUCGAAGGUCAUCUGUAUGCAUGGAAAAUGACCCAUACACCUUGUAUGUGGCUCUUAGUCCUCAGAAAUUUGCUGAAGGAGAACUCUACAUUGAUGAUGGCCAUACUUUUAACUAUGAUAAAAAGAAAGAAUUAAUUCACCGGAGUCUCACUUUUGCCAAAAAUGUUCUCACGUCUAGGAACUUGUGUCCAGAUUGUAACUUCUCAACUCCAUCCUGGAUUGAGAAAAUUUUAAUUUUGGGGGCCAGCAAGCCCAGCAAGGUUCUUCUUAAAGUGAAUGGCAAAGAAACCUCUGUGGAGUUUGAAUUUGAUACCUCCAUGUCAGUGUUAACCCUUCGUAAACCUGGCAUGAACGCUGGGGCCGACUGGACCAUUCUGCUCCGGUAACUCAGCGGAUCUCCACAGCAGCCGGGAACAGAUGACAUGAGGGAGGCACUUGGAAAAGAAAAGCACCCAAAAAACAAAAACAGAAUUUUACUAUUAAUUCAUAAACACAAAUUGAGUGCACGAAAAGCAAGAAGUGUUGUCCUGAAUCCAAGAAGAAUUCUCAGGCUUAAAAAAGUGGCAGGGUCAGACGGUAAAUGUUAUCCUAUUUUAAAUGUCAUACAAUUUACCAGACAAAUGUUUUGUUAAUAUUUUGAUGUAGUGAUUGUGGAGUUCAUUUAAUUGAAGCAUUGUGCAAGCUAUAAAUCUAUUUAAAUCCUCACAGUGCACAUUGAAAAUUCAAUUGUUACUGGAGAGAAUUGGUCUUUGACAAAUCCUUUUUCAACCACAAGGUGACACAUCAGCUUUACAAAUCACUGCUGUAUGUCCUAUGUUUUUAUACCAUUAAAGCUCCAGAAAAUCGUGUAGGUGUUUGCACAUCAA